AUGACUCACAACCUUCUCUUCUGCACAGCCGAAGAGGCCAAGCCCUUCGUCCCCAAGAUUCUUGCAUCUGAGCAGGCACAGGGGAUUUAUCCAUAUGCCCUUGUUGAGUCGAGUCAAGGGUUCCAGCCGGGACAGCCAUAUAGAGACCAGCUACGAAAAGAUGAUACGUUCAAUACUGAUUUCAUCGGCGCUUCUAUCAAUGACUGCGGGGCCUGGGCGCUGAGUAAGGAGAACAACAAGUACUUAUACACCGAUACCAUCAUUACUGUUGACGCACUGAGCGUAGAGGACGAAACGGUCACUUUAUGGGUUUAUCCCCUCCACCAAGACGCUCCCUUUCUACGCCGCGACCAGGAGCCUGAGAUUUGGUAUCCGUUUCGAGUCCAUUAUACAAAACUUUGGCCACUUUUGGUUGAGUUCUUGGACAUGGGUAGACCGGCUGAUACGUACGGGACAUUAUUCAUGCGCAACGAAGAAUUUACUGAUGCAAAUGGGGUUUUUGAUUUUGAUAAAGCCAAUGAGAUCAUCCUUACUGGAAAUGGAGGGUAA
This is a messenger RNA of Xylaria bambusicola, 549 nucleotides long. RefSeq lists its product as uncharacterized. The record is from RefSeq and is a predicted model, not a curated record. Bases 1 to 549 code for a protein of 182 amino acids. The transcript has 2 exons. NCBI's taxonomy places the organism in Eukaryota, Fungi, Ascomycota, Sordariomycetes, Xylariales, Xylariaceae.